This is a messenger RNA of Cooperia oncophora, 627 nucleotides long. The record is from the annotation of a GenBank genome assembly. NCBI's taxonomy places the organism in Eukaryota, Metazoa, Nematoda, Chromadorea, Rhabditida, Trichostrongylidae.
AUGGCUGCUGUCCUGAUGGUAAAAGCACGGCAAAAGGACAUCAUAAUGAAGGAUGUGGAUGCGUAUAUGCGCAAUAUGGAUGUUGUCCAGAUGGAAAGACUUCUGCCAAAGGAGCUGGAUUCUAUGGAUGCCCUGAUAGCUGUGCACAGAGUAGGCCAGUUUGGAUGUUGUCCUGAUGGUAAGACACCUGCUCGAGGAUCUCAUAAAGAAGGAUGUCCGUGCCAAUAUACUCGUUAUGGAUGCUGUCCCGACGGAGAAACCACGGCUCUUGGACCAAGAAACGAUGGUUGUGAUGACUGUAGAUAUGCUAAGUACGGUUGCUGUCCGGACGGCGAAAGCAAGGCAAUCGGUCCCGACUACGCCGGUUGCCCAUCAACAACACUGGCACCCUUCUUGCUUGGUGGCACUGUGGCACCGUCGAAAAUUUCGUCAUGUGCCUUGCCUCAGGAUCAAGGAACCGUUUGCUCGUCCGGGUAUAAACUUGUGUGGUACUAUGAUACGGCAGAAGGACGUUGCUCACAGUUUUGGUAUGGAGGAUGUGACGGUAACGACAAUCGCUUUGCCACUAAAGAGCAGUGUGAGACGAUCUGUGUAGAACCGCCCGGAAUCGGUGAGCUAAAUUUCUAG